AUGGGCAGGCUUCAUCUGGUUCUCUUGGAGGACGGCGACGUCUACAGCUGCAAGUGCUGCCAUACGCAACUCGCACUCAACGUGGAUGUCUGCUCCAAGGUGUCGGCUACUCUUCGAUCUCCGUUUACCAACCUUGUGCUUAGGAAAUUUGCGCGCAAUUUAAUGUCCACCUCGUGGUUCUUCGUGGCAGAUAAAUUGUUCCUGCUUUCUCUGGUGAUCUCCAGAUCGCCGCUACGUUUUUGCUCGUCUCCUCUCCGUGGAUGACUGUGAUUACGGAAGAAAGCGUGUUAUCUGGCCCCGAUGUUGCCUGAAUUAGGUUUUAUUCAAUUCCGUGGAGCAUCCCCCGUGGUUCUGGGAAAUGAUCAGCCCUUGUUUUUUCCUCGGAUGGCAGGGUGUUAGAGGAGCAUCUAAUUGAAAUGUCGCCGUCUGUCCCAGUAAUAAUUUUUUUGGCGAAAACUGAGGAUGAAGAGGAAAACUCCCAUGAAUAUCUCCUCGGAGGUCUGGCAUGACUCGAAGGUGUCUCUCGGGUAAGUUAGGGUCGAAGAGAGGCUGAUUUCCACCUCGUGCAUUACAGACGCAGCUCUCUGCGUCCUAGAUGAUUCAAACCCACACGACCCGAUAACAUAUCAGUCUGUAGCAAGCGAUCUUGACGAUAAAACAUCCAUAGAAGAUGCAGAGGAUUAACCAAUAAUUCAACCAAUUUUCACUCAUCCUUCUUUUUUUUUCAAUUUUUUCCCUUGUAUCUUGAUUACAUUGAAUCUAUCUCCUGACUCCAGGUGACAGUGUCCACGGUGUAGGAUCAGUUGCCAUGGUUGAUGGUCACUGAUCUGGACCACUGGAGAUAACUGAAAGAAUAAUAUUUCACUCUGUAUGAAAAGAAAACGUGAGCAUUUUUCUUCUUCAUUUUAAUUUAGUUCUAUAACUAUCAAACACCCACAUCGGUGUUGAAAACUAAUUACCAAGUAAACAUGUUGCAUGACGCCAAAAUAAACUGAGGUUCUGUGGAAGUUUUCGGGGAUAACAGACAAGGAUAGCCUUCUAUUUUUGUUUUGAUCUUUAAUGGGAGUACCGGUGGCUAACAGUGUUUACCCAAAAAAUGGGUAGACCUCGAAUUAUGAAGCAAAAAAUGGAUAAUGCAUAAUAAAGGGAGGGGUACGAAGAAUUUAGAGCUCACCAUAGAAAUGGAGUGGAAACACUACCGUUAAUUCACCAAUAUCCACCAAUUGUCAAAGUUUUAAUACAUGGGUGAUCUUACGAAUAUUUCUCGAGUUGAUAUCUGAACUUUUCCCUUGCAUCUGUGAAGGUAUGUUGCAGUGUUUCAUCUCAUUAUUUAUUUUGAACGCCGUCUUAUAUAUCAACAAGACUUCUAGAGCAUUUUUUUCGCUCGCUGUCCACUUACACACAAUCAUUGUAAAAAUGUUAUUCUGGCCGAUUGAUAUGUGAACGAAUGAAAGAUCUUGUCCACGUGUGUUGUUUGAGGAAAAACUUCCAAUCUACAAUAUCAAUGUGGGUCGAAUAAGUCAUGAAGCUAAUCCCAUUGCAUAUAUCUAUGUUUUGACAAUUCUGACAGGGUUUUCUUUUGUCAUCUUGCCCAGCAUUUCCAAUGCAGACAUGGAAAGGCUUAUCUCUUCACUAAAGUGUAAGUUCCUCCCAUAACCUUGCCCACUGAGCCUUAAGGAAAAUGCCGCCUAAACCAUGUCAAAUAGAUGCACAUAUGCUCAAUGAUGCUAAUUUGCGUAGUUUGACUGGGCUAUAUUCUUUACUCCUCUCAUUCUGUUUAAUCGGUGGAAACCAACGUUCAAUAUACAGUAUGAGAUUAUAGAUACUGUUGCACUAGAGUUACGGUUUGAAAAUUUUUAGGAAGGCAUUAUUUUGUGAGGGUUUUGGGUCGUAUAUUAGGGCGGGUCCAAGAUUGCCAGGAUUUAAUUUAAUCUUUAAACUUUACUUAUCCCUGUAUGGUUCCUAAUUGGCCAACAUUAAUUACGUGUUUCUGGGAACUAAAUGCCCGGUUUCCUUUCAUCACUUGCACGAACCAUUCAGUCUCCGAAUUCUCGUUCUCAGCUCUUACUUCAGCUCAUAUUUGCUAUCUUUCUUGAAUCUUACCCGACUAACAGAACUUCAAGUUUCAGAGAAGGGUUUUGGUAGAAGCAUGUUUUAUUGAGGCCACUUACGUUACUUCCAUGAAAAAAAACUCUUCAAGUGUGUGUUUUCUGACUAUUAUGGUCGCCCUGUGUUGGGCUCGGCGACUCUUCUCCGGCAUGAAAAUGGAAUGUCUGGUGUGAGAUUUAACUCUUACGGAUGCAGAUACGAGUGCAUAAUGAUCAAAAUUUUGCGUCAACUUAUCAAUUUUUCAUCAAAUUGGUCUCCUCUCCCUUCAAUCUCCUUUGUUGGCGAGUGGUCCUUUGACUUGACCUGCUGACCUUGGAUCUCCCUCUUGAAUCAUCUUUGUUCUCGGAGGGAAUAAUCGUGCUCUCCAUACUAUCUAGCAACUCAUUUAAACGAGCGAAUCGGAGAAGAAAAUGAAGAAAUUUUGUCAUGAGGAACCGUAUUUCUGUUCAUGUUCGUUUGCCUUGUGCUGCCAGUGUGAAUGUGUUCGUCGGAAAGAAGGAGAAGCGGCUGAUGACGACGGGGAUGCACACCGUUGCCGACAUAUUCUGCGUGUGCUGUGGCUCCAUUCUUGGGUGGAAAUAUGUGCCGUCCCCACCCUAUAAUACUACUGCCUUUGUUGACCUUGCUUCCGCCGCCGCUGCUUCUGAUUCCUCCCCCCCUCUCUCUCUCUCUUCUUUUCAGGAGGCCGCUCAUGCCAAGAAAGAAAAGUACAAGGAGGGGAUGUUCAUCCUCGAGAGGUACGUAGCUGCAAGCUUCUCGCUCUCUCACUCUCUCUCUAGAAAACCGACCCAAAUGGAGACAUUGCAGGUUCCAUGUUCUUGGGCCAGACGGAUCUAAUGACUGUGAGAGAGAAGAGACGCCGGAUGAUGAGGACGAUGAAGAUGAUGCGGAUGCAACCGAAGCAGGUGAUUCGCUUAGUUUGCUGUAA
Molecule: messenger RNA, 3037 nt
Organism: Spirodela intermedia
Lineage: Eukaryota; Viridiplantae; Streptophyta; Magnoliopsida; Alismatales; Araceae
Source: the annotation of a GenBank genome assembly